Exophiala oligosperma is the source of this 705-nucleotide messenger RNA. RefSeq lists its product as uncharacterized. The transcript has a single exon. Bases 1 to 705 code for a protein of 234 amino acids. The record is from RefSeq and is a predicted model, not a curated record. Lineage: Eukaryota; Fungi; Ascomycota; Eurotiomycetes; Chaetothyriales; Herpotrichiellaceae. Gene Ontology annotation, molecular function: hydrolase activity, acting on carbon-nitrogen (but not peptide) bonds, in linear amides. Gene Ontology annotation, cellular component: cytosol.
AUGGAUAAGGGAUGGAAGCCAACAGUCGCCAUAACAGUGGGAUAUAUGACCGACCCACGUCCAUACGCACUUGCCGUAGCCAUGGCGGGCGGGGUUCCUCUCGUGGUAUUUCCUGGCCAGAAAGACAUCACCCUGGGCUCCGAAGUCGACAGUGUCGUUCUGGCCGGAGGGGCAUCGGUCCAUCCCGGGCGCUACGGGCAAGAAUUCGACCCCAGUAUCAAACGCAGCGUGGACGAGGCUCGGGACCGGCUGGAAUUUUCCGUCCUCGAGAUAGCACGGAGGCGCAACCUGCCUGUGUUGGGCAUAUGCCGGGGGUUGCAAGUCAUCAACGUGUUCUUCGGCGGGACGCUCCAUCAAAACCUGGCCGGGGCGAAGAUGUGCAUCGCCGGGGCCCAUCGACCAGACGAGGCUCGUAAUCAUCUCGCCCACACGGUCACCCCGACCGAGGGAAGGCUGAAAGCCGUUCUGGGUGCGCACCCGAUUCGUGUCAACAGCAUCCAUCGCCAAGGUGUGGCCAUUUUGGGCGACGGACUCCACAUCACGGCCAGGGCAGACGAUGGAGUGGUGGAAGGAGUCGAAACUGGAGAUGGCCAGAUCGUGGCCGUCCAAUGGCAUCCGGAAGAACUUGUUGGGACCCAUCCACACGCAGAUGCGAUAUUCACUGAUCUGAUCGGUCGCGUCAUGAGCAGUAAGCAGGCUUUCUGA